AUAUACGUUUGGUAUCAGCGAUUUCAUUUAUUAUUAUCCAUAUCUAUGUGUAAUACAAAUUAUAUUAAAAAAAAUAAUAAUUCCAAAGUGUAUUUUAAUUAUGCAAUCUUAUCAUUUUAAAGAAGUCAACCGUCAGAAAUUACUCUCGUAGUAUCGUUCUAUCAAAUUACUGUAAAUAAAUUAUAAAGUAUUUUAUAUAUAAUAGAACUAACUGUGAUAUAAUAGAAUCAAGUGAAUUAAUCAUGAGAACUCAAGAAGACAAACAAAUUCAAGAGAAAUUUAUUUUACAAGCUCUAGAUGAACUUGGACAAAGCUCACAGCUUCUUUGGAUUGUUUUAUUCGCUAGCAUCUUAGUGUCAUUGAUAAACGGAUUAAAUACCAUGUCUUAUAUAUUCAUUGCUGAGGUACCCAAUUAUUGGUGCGCUAUUCCGGAGCUUACAAAUGCAAAUUGGACAGACGAACAAAUUAAAAAUAUUUCUAUAAUAAAUGGAUGUCAAAAGUAUGAUUAUAAUUACACGUAUCUCGCGAGCUUGGGAUAUGAAGAAGCCACGAAUUAUGUCAAAAAUAGUGAAUUUAAUACCAGUGUUGUUUCUUGUUCAUCGUUUGUAUUUGAUAAAAGUGGAAGGUCGACGAUUGUCAAUGAAUGGCAAUUGGUCUGCGAUAGAAAAGUGCAUCGAGCAAAUACAUUUCUUGUAUUUGCAUUUGGAAAACUUGUCGGUGAUGGAACUUUGGGAGCAGUUGCAGAUAAAUUUGGAAGAAAAAGAGCAUUAAUUAUUGGAUUAUUGUUACAAACUAUUGCGGUUUCAUCAUGUGCAUUAGUUCCAUGGCUUUGGGCUUAUAUUAUUUUACGAUUUAUUUUAGGAAUAAGCGUUAGCUCUAUGUAUUCAUCAGCGUACACAAUUCUGUCGGAAAUUACCAAAAGUCACAGAAAAAACCUAUUCGGCGCCAUUAUUGAUUCAAUGUUUCCAAUUGGUUCUUUAGUUCUUACAAGUAUAGCUUUUUUUUUAUUAAAUUGGCGACAUUUGCAAUUAGUCCUAUCAUCUUUUACUGUUGCAUUAAUAAUUCUGAUUUGGUUUGUGCCAGAGUCACCACGGUGGUUAAUAUCACAAAAUCGUCAUGAUGAAGCCCAGAAAAUAAUCGAGACAUAUUAUAAAGCUAUUAAUCCACCUACUCUUAUUAUAGAAAGCCCAACACUGACAUUAUUACCAUUAGAAAAAUCUAUAACGAAAAUAAAUCCAAAGAAAGGGUUAAAAAGAUAUUUUGGAAACUUGACAAUUUUAUUUUCAGAUCCAAUAUUAAGAAAAAAAAUUUUUAGCAUGUAUUAUGUAUUCUCUGUUACUUUUUCACUUUAUUACUACCUUGUUUUCAAUAUUGAUCUUUUUGAAACUAAUCGCUAUGUAUAUUCAGCAAUAGGAGCAAUUUUUGAGCUAAUGUCACUUUUGUCAGUUCCAAUAAUUUUGUCAAAAUUAAGUUGCCAAAAAGCAAGUGCUGUACUUCUCAUUAUUGCGUCAAUAUGUAUACUAUCGUCCAUAGCAAUCCCGGAAGGCAAAAUAAAUAUAAUUAUGGGAAUGACAAUGAUAUCAAAAUUUUUUAUAACAGCAUGUUUUACUAUCAUCUUUUUAUAUUGCUUAGAAUCAUUCCCCCCAGGCGUUAGAAAUUCGGCAUUUGGAACAAAUUUACUCAUGGGACAAAUUGGAUCAAUGACAGCACCAUACAUUGUCGAUUUACUUGGCCAAGUUUCCUGGUGGGUACCCCCUGCACUUUGUGCUACUUUAUCAUUUACAACAGGACUUUUUAUUUUUACAAUACCCAAAAAUGAAAUAAAUGACGAAAAUAAUAUCAACACUGAAGAGGAAAUACCACUGAAGAAUAGAAUUUAA
This is a messenger RNA of Microplitis demolitor, 1880 nucleotides long. RefSeq names its product organic cation transporter protein. Lineage: Eukaryota; Metazoa; Arthropoda; Insecta; Hymenoptera; Braconidae. The record is from RefSeq and is a predicted model, not a curated record. The transcript is spliced from 6 exons. Gene Ontology annotation, biological process: transmembrane transport. Gene Ontology annotation, molecular function: transmembrane transporter activity. The coding region runs from base 243 to 1880 and encodes 545 amino acids. Gene Ontology annotation, cellular component: membrane.